AUGGAUCUUCAAGACACUGGUUGUUCACUCUCCCUCAAGGGCUUCCCCUUUGCCCCAACUGGUAAUGAUGCUUUUGUAUUCUACGACGAAACAUAUACUACCAAAGGUGGCAAUCAUUUCUCACUCUCCCUCAAGGCUUCCAACACACUAACCAGCCAGCGUGCCAGAAUUAAUGUUAGCGAUUCUUUGAAAGAACUUGCUCCCAUGCAGCGAAGAAAGCUCUCAGUCCCCCUGAAGACGCGACAUCUAGCUUGCAACUUGCUGAUAUAUUUGACUAGUAAAGGACUUUCGAGUUUCGAGGAAGCUUUCCUUCCUAGAGAAGACGGCUUCCUCCGCAAAAGUAGACGGGAUGCAAAGGGAGAGCUAGGUGCUUACGGGCCGGCGGAAAGAAUGACUCAAAAGAAAGGAGUGCUAGCUUUGGGAAAGGAAGUGAUAAUCCUAACAUCUGAACAAAAAGGCCGUGGAAUCUGCAUAUCGAUCCACAGCCUCCAUUUCCAGUAG
Messenger RNA from Dovyalis caffra, 501 nucleotides. The record is from the annotation of a GenBank genome assembly. Lineage: Eukaryota; Viridiplantae; Streptophyta; Magnoliopsida; Malpighiales; Salicaceae.